UGCUGGGAUUACAGGUGCAAACCACUGAGCCUGGCCUGAAUGCUGGGAUUUCUUCUCAUGAGUUUAGAUUGCUUUACCUAUAUGUUUAUGCUUCACUAAACUACUGCCUGCUUCUGUGAUGAGCAGGCACUUCAUUUGUCUCCGCAGGUCCAUGUUCCUGGCUAUGACAAAACAGGCAGGCUCUGGGUCCCCUCACAAGUGAGCAGAUGGCGGCAGAGGACCGAGGCCUGGACGGAGGACCCAGGGGAAGGGAGUGGAUUUCCACAUGGUGGGCUGGAGGAUUCCUAUGACACCUAGCUCCUGGGCAGAGUUUCUGGGCUGCUCAAGCCAUCUCUGGCUCUUAAGCUUCAGCUGGCAGCCAGCAGCCAGCAAACCUCCAGUGUCCUCCUGGGGCUGGCCUCCUGGUCCCUGUAGCUACAUGCAGUAAUGCAUCCAUCACUGCAGCCUGCAAAUAGGAACCUGAGGAGCCCAAUGUGCCUGAAAGAUGACAACCCCCGAGACUGGAGUGGGGCCAGGCUUCAUCGUCCUCCCGAGAGACAGAGGAGCUCCAUGUAACCAUGGGAGUCAUGCCUCGAGGUCAGCUUGGCACACAGGCUCUAGAGUUAUUUGGGCCUCUGUGUAGAUUGUGGGCAUAUCUCCUGAUCUGUGAAGUUGGAGUAGGAAUAACACACACAAAGCCUGGCCUGGCACAGUGACACUUCACACAUUUUUUUUGAAAUAGUGAAUGAAUGAGCAUAGAGAAAUAUUCCUGAACCCGUGUUCCCAGCAUGAAAACCUCAAUGAACUGGCAAAGGAAUAAAAGAGAAAGAAAAGAAGGGGAAAGAAAGGAGAAGGGGUGGAAGGAAGAUGGAAGAGCAGACGGUAAGCAUAUCAGCUGCCCAGAAGGGCCUCAGGGGCUGCACAGGACACAGUCCCUGCCAACCCCACCCCUUACCCCAGCCAGGAGAGAAUCAAGCCCAAAAUUCUUCUCUGCAGCAGCUCCAAGAAUACUUUCUGCUUUGCCACGUGGAAUGUCCACGCAGGAUAGAAAGAUCCAAGAUCUUCUGAGACUGUCUAUUGACCUUCCAGAAUGCAGACAGGACGGGGAUUGUGCCCCGAAAGAUCCUCCCAAGAAAGAUCUCCCUUUGAGUCCGCCACAGUGAGUGAAUCCCGGUGAAAUCGGCGCUGAGGUGCUGGGAGCAAGACCUGGGCCUCUAUGCUCCUCUCUUGAGUUCUUGCACUGUGGUGGGGCAGUUCCCAUAGUGGAUCAUGGGUUUCUCUUUCAGUAAGCGGAACUCGGUGACAUCCAAUUCGACAGACAUUCACUAAGGGCCUAGCACCGCGCCUCACGCAGAAUAGGUGUACAGAGUAGAUACUUGAUAAACUCAGAAAGGGAGACGUGGGUUCCUGCUUGCUAAGACUUUAUAACCUACCAGGGGAAACAGAGAAACCAUAACCAUAGCACAAAGUAGAGAAAAUGGGAGCUUUCAGAGUCCCAAGGGGCAGAGGAAAGAAUGAUGAUUCAGAGCGCGUGGAAACUUCAUGAGGUGGCUUUCUUCUCCUCCCAUCCAAUAGAUGGGUCUUGUGCAUUGUUGAGUAUCUCCAGAAAGGCCAAACUGCUCAUCUCCUCUGCUAAUGGGGCACGUUGCCAACCCCGUCCUACCUAGGGUAUCUUUAUUGGUGGGCCCAUGUUCAUUCCGGCCAAACCCCCCUACUCCCCCCACCCAUUUAAUCAGGAGGAAUGUACUGCCCCCUGGAUCCGUUUAUCUUCACCCCCCUCCCCGCUUGGAUUCAGGAUGUGUUAGGGAGGCUUGCAGAAGACAGGGGCCGGGCUGUUUGACCAACCUGGUACAGGGUCUAGCACAUAGCAGGGGUGGUAAAUAAAUAGCUUUGAUGAGAACAGACGGGACCAGGGCAAGGCACAAGGCCCGGGCCAUGUAAGGCACAGGCCAAGCAAGGCCCUUCCGCUGUUCUUAGCUGGGAUCUGACCCGGAGAAGAGAGUUCUGUCGCCUGCGGUCCGCGCACCCGGACCCCUCCGGGCUGCCCUCCCGGGCAAACCGUCCUUCGGGGAUGUGGAUUGCGCCGGCGGGGCGGGUGGGCGGGGAAGGACACGGAGGGGGCCGGGACCCAAGUUCACGCCUCCCUCCUGCAUCCCGCGGCCGGCGGAAGCGAUUAUCCCCGGCGUCUGGCGGGGCCAGGGCGGGCUCGCACCCCGAGGAGACACGGGCCUCCCCGCGCCCACCUUUGAUCGCGCCGCGCCGCGCCGCCUUCCCCGCCCCCGGCCCGGGAGGAUAUAAGUGGAGCCCGCGCCCCUCCGGGCGGCGCGCUGGGCUCCUGAGCGAUGGCCGCAGCCGAGUCCAGUGAGCUCCAGUUCGCCGAGGGCGCCGCGUUCCCAGCGUACCAGGCUCCCCACCCCGGCGGGGCGCUCCUACCGCCCCCGAGUCCCGCCGCAGCCCUGCUCCCCGCACCACCCGCGGGCCCCGGCCCAGCGCCCUUCGCUAGCUUCCUCGGCCGGGAUCCCGGGCCGGCCCCGCCGCCCCCAGCCAGCCUGGGCUCGCCUGCGGCCCCCAAAGGCGCGGCCGCCCCGUCCGCGUCGCAGCGCCGCAAGCGCACGUCUUUCAGCGCAGAGCAGCUGCAGCUGCUGGAGCUCGUCUUCCGCCGGACCCGGUACCCGGACAUCCACCUGCGCGAGCGCCUGGCCGCGCUCACCCUGCUCCCCGAGUCGAGGAUCCAGCUUUUAUUUUCUCCCCUCUUCCAGGUAUGGUUCCAGAACAGACGUGCCAAGUCCCGGCGUCAGAGUGGGAAAUCCUUCCAACCUUUGGCUAGGCCGGAGAUUAUCCUCAACCACUCUGCUCCUGGAACUGAAGCGAAAUGUCUGAAGCCCCAGCUGCCUCUUGAGGUGGAUGUGAACUGCCUGCCCGAUCCAAACGGGGUUGGAGGGGGCAUCUCUGACUCUAGCUCCCAAGGUCAGAAUUUUGAAACCUGUUCCCCUCUCUCUGAAGACAUUGGUUCAAAACUGGACUCAUGGGAGGAACACAUCUUUUCUGCCUUUGGUAACUUUUGAGGAUUCUGGGAGAAUUCGGGAUAAGCUCUGAGGAGUCAUGACUGAUAGCCUGGGAGAGACACAUCAGCAUACUGUCCUUUCUGACUUCCAUGCUAAGGACAUGUGCUUGUUAACCUUGAUGAUGGUUUUGACAGCACCUCUCACAUUUGAAAAUACCCCGCGACUCUGUCAAUGAAGUAAUUUUAAGCCCACACUCCCACCCCAGAGUUCCGGCAUUCAUUUUUACCUGUGUUCUCUCCAAGCCUGCACAUUCCACUUGUUCUGCAUCGCUGUGCCUUCUUGCCAGGCCUGUUCUUCGUUUUUGGACUGGUUGUUCAGAACUCAUUAUUUUCUUCACAAGAAUGCCUCAGCUUGACUCAGUUUCCCCUUGUGCUCGAUAGCUGCCAUUUUCUCCUGGUCCCUCCAAGGCUUAUAAUCUUAAACUCACUCUACCCCCCGUCUCUUCAACCCUCAUCCUAGGCUUAUUACUUUUUAAAAUUGGGUCUGUUAUCUUCACUUUCAACCAUAGCUCCAAUGACUCUGCAUGCAGAUUAUUUUGACAGCCCCCCCCACUGCCUCUAGCUUCUCAACUACUUAAAAAAAAAUUACCCUCUGUGGGCCAGGCAUGGUGUCUCACUCCUGUAAUCUCAGCACUUUGGGAGGCUGAGUGGGUGGAUCACCUGAAGUCAGGAGUUCAAGACCAGCCUGGCCAAUAUGGCGAAACCCCAUCUCUACUAAAAAUACAAAAAUUAGCUGGGCACGGUGGCGGGAGCCUGUAGUCCCAGCUACUCAGGAGGCUGAGGCAGGAGAAUCACUUGAGCCUGGGAGGUGGAGGUUGCAGUGAUCUAAGAUCGUGCACGCCACUGCACUCCAGCCUGGGAAACAGAGGGACACUCUUAAAAAAAAAAAAAAAAAAAUUACUCUAUGGUUCUGUGGUAACCUCCAGUUGCUACCA
Chlorocebus sabaeus (green monkey) is the source of this 3978-nucleotide messenger RNA. RefSeq names its product Mix paired-like homeobox (gene MIXL1). Lineage: Eukaryota; Metazoa; Chordata; Mammalia; Primates; Cercopithecidae. Gene Ontology annotation, molecular function: DNA-binding transcription activator activity, RNA polymerase II-specific; RNA polymerase II cis-regulatory region sequence-specific DNA binding. The record is from RefSeq and is a predicted model, not a curated record. Gene Ontology annotation, biological process: endoderm development; hematopoietic progenitor cell differentiation; endoderm formation.